Molecule: messenger RNA, 902 nt
Organism: Medioppia subpectinata
Lineage: Eukaryota; Metazoa; Arthropoda; Arachnida; Sarcoptiformes; Oppiidae
Source: the annotation of a GenBank genome assembly
GUAGUGAUAGGUUGAGUGAGUGCUGGCAUUACUGUACUGUUUAUGAUAAUAGCCUUGAAUGUAAUGAAUCGCAUAAUAAGUGACGAAUAGUUGAAUUAAAUUGCAUUUACUUUAAUAAUAAUCACUCGAAUCGAGUGUUUUGUAUCCGAUAUUGCAUUUCGACAUUCAUUUCAUUCGCUUUCAGUAUUAGUCUGUGUUUUAGUCGACAUUUCAGACGACUAUAGCAUUGAAUGCAACGCUAAUUACGAGUCGAGUCUUUGUGUCAAUCGAUGCAAACAAACAGCGAUUUGAAGCCCAAGAGUAGCCAUAAGAACAAUAAGCGGAUCAAUAGACACAAGACGUGCCACAAACCAAACACAUCCGUCCGUCCGACUCAUCACUUGUGCGCCGAACGGCUCGCCUGUAAAGGUGCCAAACCAGAGGCCCAUUAUAUAUGUCGUGAGUGUAAGACAUAUCAGUGCCGUCUCUGCGAAGAGCUAUUGCACGAGAAUCCGGGUUUUGACACCCAUUCACGGCAGCCAUUGGUGGUGACCGCGGAUCAGCUGCUCUGCGACAACGGCUGUCAAACCCGCAACUUAGCGGACGUGGAGUGCGUUGAGUGUUGCAAACGGUUGUGUUUUAUUUGCGACCAAUCGUUACACUCGUCGCCAAACAAACGAAAGCAUCAAAAGAUACCAAUUGUUGACAAUCGGGACAAAGAGGACAACGAAGAGUUCUAUUCGUGUCAAUACGUGUCCACCGGAACCGUUGAGACGGAGGCGACGGAGCCUUUAGUUAACAUUGAUUUGGACAUCAAAAGAUACCAAUUGUUGACAAUCGGGACAAAGAGGACAACGAAGAGUUCUAUUCGUGUCAAUACGUGUCCACCGGAACCGUUGAGACGGAGGCGACGGAGCCUUUAG